Molecule: messenger RNA, 1725 nt
Organism: Caenorhabditis elegans
Lineage: Eukaryota; Metazoa; Nematoda; Chromadorea; Rhabditida; Rhabditidae
Gene: npr-30
Product: G-protein coupled receptors family 1 profile domain-containing protein
Exons: 10
Coding region: 461-1651 (396 amino acids)
Biological process (GO): G protein-coupled receptor signaling pathway; signal transduction
Cellular component (GO): plasma membrane; membrane
Molecular function (GO): G protein-coupled receptor activity
Source: RefSeq, marked reviewed
CUCGACGUGCACUGACGGAAGAACGGGGAAAGGUGCUUGACAAAUGGUGGGCAAUUAAUAAUUUGAGAUUCAUGAAAUUUCCCAUCUCCCCCACGCUUUCCGAUAUGCCCUCAGAGAUUCUUGUUCAAGUUUUUGAAAAAUUUGAUUCUAUAGAACAUUAAGUUGCUUUGACUUUUACAACAAAAAUAUUCGGUAUAAAAAUGUUCUGACUUAUUUGUCGAAAAGUUUGUCGAAGUCUGAAGCCCGCCGUGGAAAAAAUUGAAAUUCAUUUUGAUUCUAUUUCGUUUGAAGUAUUUAAUAAAAAUGUUAUUAUGAAAUUGGAUGGAUUAAAAAUUCUCUACAAUGAUGUCGCAAGAGUUUUCCCACAAACCGACACACAGACCGACCUGGUAGUGGAGAGGACAACAUCUUUAUUCAAUCCAGUCAGUGAAGUGGAAUUAAACUGGGCUUCAAGGAAGAAAUGGCACAACGGAAAAGGUCACAAAUGACUACUGAUAUUAUAUCAGUAGCUCAACAUGUUAUCACAACGUCGUACAUAACUGUUAUCUUAUUUGGAAAUAUUGGAAAUGUGUGGGUCUCCUGGAAGGUCGGAAUCGUAUUUGUAUUUGAUAAAUCAUCUCUGGUACCCCGAAACAUUGUGAUGCUCAUUUUGUUCAUUUGCGUCGCCGAUCUCCUGGUACUUCUACACCUCACACUUUUCGUGCACUUCCAGUUCGAGAAGCAGUGGAUUUUUGGGAACAUCGUCUGUAAGUCAUUCUACUGCAUCGAGGUGGUCAACAAACUCAUCAUCCCAUUGGCUCUUCUCCGUAUCAGCAGGGAGUCUUACGAAUCUGUUCGAAUGACGUCACACAAAUGCUCCAAAAAGAGGCGGAGCAUAUGGAAUAUUGUAUUUCAGCUGUACUCUGUUAUGGCGUUGAUUGCAGUCGGAGUUUUGACGAUAUCCGUACUAAUUUUUGCGGAAACUCGAACUUACGAAAUUCCACGACACGGAGAGCUCACUGCAGUCACCAUGUGCAUUUUCCACCCUCCUCAUCCAUAUGCAAUGGUGUUCAAUAUCUUAGCGUUUGUGUUUGGCUACGGAUUCACUAGCGCUGCCUACAUGUACUUUUAUUUGAGGGUCCCCAUGAUCUUGAAGAGGAGAUAUUCGUCUAUUAAAACUACUAGUAGUAAUUCUACACGAUUUAAUCACCAAUCAAUACUAAAAAUCCGCCAUACCGUAAACGCUUUCGUGGUGGUCUAUAUGGCCUGUUGGACCCCCUACUGGGCUCUUUUCUGGCUUUUCUUCACAUUUCCCCCGUCGAAUAAUUGGAUGGUGAUCAUAUCUCAAAUGGCUCACCUGCUACCGUACAUCUCGUGUGCCGCCUAUCCGAUUAUCCUAACUUUUAUCAAUAAGGGAAUCCGCAACGCCCACUCGACUAUUAUGACGAGCCAGAGGAAGAAGCUGAUGACUAUAAGAGCGGGGGCUUAUCAGAUGAUAACUGCACAGCUCGGGUUUGUGCAAACUUGGCUCCGCGACGACAAUACUCUUGCUCCAACACUAAUCAGGCCGCGGUGGAGCUCCUCCGGCAGUGUAGUGCCUACCGAAAUCCACGUGGAAAGUGUGGUGGAGGACGAGGAGACGGAGCCGGCGGCUCCGCAAAUUUACUUGUAACUUUGAAAAUAUUAAUGCAUGGAAAUUGUACUAAAACAGAAAACGAGUUUGAGUUGUAAUAAAUUAUUAAUUUU